This is a messenger RNA of Moesziomyces antarcticus, 1197 nucleotides long. Its product is annotated as mosc domain protein. The transcript has a single exon. NCBI's taxonomy places the organism in Eukaryota, Fungi, Basidiomycota, Ustilaginomycetes, Ustilaginales, Ustilaginaceae. Gene Ontology annotation, molecular function: pyridoxal phosphate binding; catalytic activity; molybdenum ion binding. Bases 1 to 1197 code for a protein of 398 amino acids. The record is from RefSeq and is a predicted model, not a curated record.
AUGGAAGCCAUCUCUCGCGCCGGCAAGGCGUUCCUCUCCUCGACCAGCGACAUGCUCCAGAACGCGCUCGUCUCGUCCAACGCCGCCGCCUCCAACGCGCACGCCGAUUCGCUCACCAAGGACCUCGUCGUCCAGCAGAUCCUCAUCCACCCCAUCAAGUCGUGCCGCGGCACCUCGGUCCAAGAAGCGCCCUUCGACCACCAGGGUCUCCAGUAUGAUCGCACCUGGCUCAUCAUCGACGCCGAUUCCAAGAAGUUCUACACCGCUCGCGAGCUGCCCAAGAUGGUGCUCAUCCACCCCGAGAUCCAGUCCGACUCCAACACGCUCGCCAUCCACAUCCCGCAGUCCGAGACCGGCACGCCCGCAACCACCGUCAAGGUGCCGCUGCAGCCGACGCAGCAGGAGGUCGCCGAUUGCGAGGUAGUCGAGGGCAUCUUCAUCUGGGGCGCCUACGUGGACGGGUACGCCGUGUCCAAGCAAGCCGACGACAAGCUCUCGGCGUACUUUGGCAAGGCGGUGCGGCUGGUGCGCAAGGGGCCCUCGCCGCGCGAGAGCGGACCCACGGAUCCCGACGGCAACGUCGAGUGGAAGGACGCCGUGCUGCGAUACCAGGACUUCUACCCGUGCCUCGUCGCGUCUGCCGAAAGCCUGCGUGAUGUGCAGCGCACGCUCACCGCCUCGGUCUACCCCUCGAUGCAAGACGGCGACGAGGCGGCCAAGGCGUACAAGGUUCCUCCGUCGGUCAACCGCGAAUACUGGACUCCCGAAGAGCUCUCUUCGCUCCCCAUCACGCGCUUCAGGCCCAACAUCAUUGUCGACGAUGCGCCCGGUGCCGAGUCCAAGCUCUCGCCGUGGGAAGAAGAUGGCUGGACUGCAGCUGAGCUGUUUGACGCCAAGGCGGAAGCGCCGCUGGGUGGCGAGGCGGAACACAAGGGCAGGGCGGGUAUCUAUAUGCUCGCCAAGUGCGCGCGCUGCAUGGUGCCCAACAUUGACCCGGAGACGGGCGUGCGCGACAACUACCUGCCGUAUAGAGUGCUGCAGGAAUUCCGACAGGUGGAUCCGGUGGCGGCCAAGAAGGGCAAGCCGUGCUUUGGCAUGCUGAGUGUGCCGCGCGAAGAGCACGGCGUGGUGCGUGUGGGCGACCGCUUCAGAGUCACAAAGACCACCGACCCGCAAACUCGGCCCUCGCCUGCCUAG